Molecule: messenger RNA, 131 nt
Organism: Cetraspora pellucida
Lineage: Eukaryota; Fungi; Glomeromycota; Glomeromycetes; Diversisporales; Gigasporaceae
Source: the annotation of a GenBank genome assembly
AAAAAAGUGACAACAACAUAGCAACACUCAUGGAACAAGACAACAAUACUUUUACACAUAAUGAAGAGGUUAUUGAAGACAACACACUUAAUGAAAAGAAAGAAAUACAACUCCCAGCUCUAGCAGAAUGA